Messenger RNA from Exophiala oligosperma, 2133 nucleotides. RefSeq lists its product as uncharacterized. The coding region runs from base 1 to 2133 and encodes 710 amino acids. The transcript has 2 exons. Gene Ontology annotation, biological process: guanosine tetraphosphate metabolic process. The record is from RefSeq and is a predicted model, not a curated record. NCBI's taxonomy places the organism in Eukaryota, Fungi, Ascomycota, Eurotiomycetes, Chaetothyriales, Herpotrichiellaceae.
AUGGCAACUUCGAACGCUGCAAGACCUGCAAGACCUGCAAGAUCCGUGUUGCGGAAUAUGGAUUUCGUCUCUGCAUUUGUGAAAGUGUAUACAGAGGAGGAUUACAGAUCUAAGUUCUAUCAUAUUGCUCAAACAGUAGCAGAUGAAUUCAAGAAGUCGCCACCGGUAGACGACCAAGGCUACGAGAUCAAAUAUCAGCUGUCCUGCCGAGGAAAAGACGCGAAAUCUAUCGGUGACAAACUUCGAGCACAGACGACAAAGUCACCAUUCACGAGCGUAGACCUUUUACUCAAGAGCGAACGCAUAUGGGAUCUAGCAGCAGUACGAGUCCUAGCCUACUUCCCCGAUGAUGUCCCUAUCAUCGCCAGGAAAUUCGAGCAACUAUUUCGCAUCCUCGAUAAACCUAUCGUGGUACACUCCAAAAGGGACUACGAAAAGCCCGAGAAACCCGACCGAACGACCCCGGCUACGGGAGGAGUCGCGGUAGCCCAGUUUGAAAAGUAUACAAAGGGGACAUUCACCCAGAAGAGCAGCGUCGAGGCCAUUGUCAGAGAAUGGAAGCACUCGGGUUACAGAGCUGUGCACUUCCACGUGGGAAAAAAGGACGAGACAAUGUUUCCCAAGUUGUAUCCAUGGCAAACCAGGGUGGAGGUUCAGAUAUCCACAGUCGUGAUGCACGCCUGGUCUGAAGUGGAACACGACAUGGUCUACAAGAAUCCGUUCCAGCUGCCUCAAGACACCACCAUGGAUCGGAUGGUAGAUGCUAUCAACGGUCUGUCCAUCACAAAUGAGACCCUCCUGCAGGAGUUGCAGCAGUCAUCCCGUAAUCUACGGGAUCAUGAGCAUGGAAAGUUAAGCAGGACCGCAUUGAAGUCCUGGAUUCUGAACUACUACUUCGAUGACAAUGACGCCCACAAGAGGUCGGAAGACCACAGUUAUCUGGAUAUCAUGGUCAAUUUGAUAGACAGCCCCUUGCUCACAGCCAGUUCCAUAAGGAAAAACUUGGCUGGUCAGCCAUUCAACACGAGACAGUUGGUCAAGAGCCUUCUCCCUGAAAAGGAGAAAAAAAGUCGGUGGUGGCAGACCGUUUACAGCGAACGCGACUCGGACGAAAUCGAUGAUUUUCACCUACUCAAAACACUUUUGCGCAACUCACUCACGAAUAAUGUGGAUGACAAGCUCCGGCACUUCGGCCUGGUAGGGGCUUCAAAAGCUACCGACGACCAAGAAAUCUACCUUCUAUAUAAGCUCUUGUUGGUGAGCAGCUGGUAUAGUAUUUGGAUGGUAAUUGGAGAGCCAGAAGUCUUUGGGUCUCGGGAAGAGACGUGUAAGUCCACAAUAAUUCAACUCACGACCGGCCAACUGAACAGCCGCUUCCUAGGCCCGAUAUGCGGACAGCUAAGUCCACAGUUCACCGAGUCCAGUGGACAAAAAGCCGCUAUCCAGAUCAAUCGCAUUCUCAUUGGGAAAACAUGUUUCUCUUCACUCAACAUGAACGAGCGCCACAGACUGGAAGAAUUCUGCAAUGACAUGUUGAACCGACAGUGUGGCGACGAUCACGAAAUAGCGUUGAGAUUGGCCAAACUUUCACUUUUUGUCCAGUCGCGACCUGGUGUUACCUUGUGGGGACCAACAACGCCGAGGACGGAUGUGCAAGAUACAAAUGACAUCUGCCGUGACUGGUCGACUGCAAUCGACUUCAGCUUUCUGAACUUGGGUAAUGCGCAGACCCAGGGCGACAUAUCUCUUGGACGUGACCUUGGCAGCAUUGCGCUUCCAGACCAGGAAAGAUAUUAUUAUAAAGCUUUGAACAGAAACACGCCAGAACCUCAAACGAACACGGACUGGAAUAGGUUACCCUUCCGGGAGUGGUACAGACCCAGUCGGUGGAGAUCAAUGUCGUGGGUCUAUGAGCUUGCUGUGACAUCGACAGGGCCGUCGCCCAGAUUCAAGAAGGAACACCGUCCAGAUCCUGAAAUGGGUCUCUACUGGGUGGCGCCAAGUCAUAUCAAGAAGUAUCUAUCGGUGCUAGCACAGUGGAAACCUCAGGACCCUCGGAAUCCAAACCCUCGGACUCCAAACCCUCUGGAAUGGAUCACCAGACAGUACAAGAGACAAUAUGUAAAAUCUUGA